This is a messenger RNA of Striga asiatica, 756 nucleotides long. The record is from the annotation of a GenBank genome assembly. Lineage: Eukaryota; Viridiplantae; Streptophyta; Magnoliopsida; Lamiales; Orobanchaceae.
AUGCCCCUCCAUGGCCGCCGCCGCCAUCCCCCCGAUGACCCUCCUCCUCCGUCACCGCCUGAAUCCCCUCCACUGUCCCCACCAUCAUCUGAGCUCAGUCGCCCCAAAAUCCAGGUCCUGAUCCGAUCCUUCUGGUCGGAGAAUCUGGACCACGAGUUUUUCCUGAUCCGCGGCCUCGUCGAUCAAUUCCCCUUUGUCUCCAUGGAUAUCGAGUUCCCCGGCGCCGUCAUCCGCCACUACCAGCACUACUCCGACCCCGGCGAUCUCUACCAGACCCUCGAGUACAACGUCGACGCGCCCAAGCUGACCCAGUUCGACAUCUCGAGCGACGACCACGCGCCAAAUUCCAUCGACCUCCUCUGCAACCAGGGCAUCGAUUUCGAGCACACCCGCAAGUUCGGUGUGGCUGCCGCUAGGUUUGCCAAGCUCAUGGUGUCCUACGUCCUCGUCUGCAACAAUGACGUCACCUACAUUACCUUUCACAGUGGCUACGACUGGGUACCUCAUCAAGACCAUCACUUGGAAGGCUCUCCCUGGAAGCCUCAAGGAUUUUCUGAACAUGUUGAGGGUAUUCUGUGGGGACCUGUGCUGUCGGGAGGAGACGUGUUCUCGACUAGGGUUUAUUUCAACGGCGAGGAGUGCUCAUUGCCAGAUAUAAUUCCGCGUGGGGUGGCUGUGUGGGGCCGUCGGUCUUGGUGCAGUUGGUUGUGGGUGUAUUGGUUUGUGUUUUCAUGCGGCAAUAGUGAACCGGAGUGA